GUAUGAGAGAGAACUGGAUCUUCCACAAUUACCUGAAAUGACAUUUGCCAGCAAUUUAUUAAGACUGGAAAAUGAUAAUGCAUCUGGAAUUGAGUUCAAUGCUCUGGAUGCUUUGAAAAUGGUUGAUAGCAAAAACGAUGUCAUAAAAGUUGCAGUAGCUGACUCUUGGCAAGAAUCAAGGUUGGACAAUGCUAAAAUAAAAGAAGUGAUUAAACCAUUUGAUUGGACUUUUACUACUGAAUAUAAAGGAACUUUAUUUGGUUCUGAAAGCUCAUAUAAAGUAACUUCAACAGAAGAAAGGAUUAAUAUAGAGAAAUUAAAAAUUAAAGCGAAAAUUUUAUUUUAUGAAGAUGUUAUCCUGUUUGAAGAUGAAUUGGCUGAUAAUGGGAUUGCUCAGUUGUCUGUAAAAAUAAGAAUUAUGCCUGAUAGUUUUUUUGUACUUAUGAGGUUCUUUUUGCGUGUUGACAAUUUAUUGGCAAGAAUAAUUGAUACUCGAAUUUAUUAUGAGAAAGGUAAUUCUUACGUUCUGAGGGAACAUAUGACAAAAGAAAGCAAGCUUGAAAAUCUAAAGGUUCUUCCAGCUCUGCUUUCAAAUCCUCAAGAACUUUCAAAUCACUUACCUAUAGUGAAGACUGAAUAUGAAAAAUUAGAAUUCUUUAUAUAAAUAUGAGAAAAUAGAGCAUUCUGUAUAUAAACAUUUUCACUUAAAACGAUGUCAUGAUACUUAUAGGAAUUAAAUAGCAUUUUUUAUUUAAAAAAA
Molecule: messenger RNA, 760 nt
Organism: Stegodyphus dumicola
Lineage: Eukaryota; Metazoa; Arthropoda; Arachnida; Araneae; Eresidae
Product: TIP41-like protein
Biological process (GO): TOR signaling
Cellular component (GO): cytosol
Source: RefSeq, a predicted model, not a curated record